CCGCCCCACUGACGAUGACGUCACCGUGGCUGUCCUCUGCAAAGGACUGCAGAAGUGUUCACUUCACAGCCGCCAGUGCGCAUCUCGGAACUCAACGACUUCCAGCUGACUGCAACAAACACUUUUGGACUCACAGGGGGACACCGUACCAACAUGGGUUGCUUCGAGUGCUGCAUCAAAUGUCUAGGUGGCGUGCCGUACGCCUCGCUGGUGGCCACCAUCCUGUGCUUCUGCGGCGUGGCCCUCUUCUGCGGCUGUGGCCACGUGGCCCUCACGGGCACCGUCACCAUCCUGGAGAGUCACUUCUCCACGGUGGCCAGCGAUCACGCCAUGCUGACUGACGUAAUCCAGCUGAUGCAGUAUGUCAUCUACGGCAUCGCCUCUUUCUUCUUCCUGUACGGCAUCAUCCUGCUGGCGGAGGGCUUCUACACCACCAGCGCUGUCAAGGAGCUGCACAGCGAGUUCAAGACCACCAUCUGUGGACGCUGCAUCAGCGGAAUGUUUGUGUUCCUGACCUACAUUCUGGGCGUGGCCUGGCUGGGCGUGUUCGGCUUCUCGGCCGUGCCGGUCUUCCUCUUCUACAACAUGUGGUCCACCUGUGCCGCCAUGAAGUUGCCCACGGCCAACCUCACCGACGUAGAUUCCAUCUGCGUGGACGUGCGUCAGUAUGGAAUCAUUCCAUGGAAUGCCACGCCAGGGAAGGCCUGCGGAUCAACGCUAGGCGACAUCUGCAACACCAACGAGUUUUACCUGUCAUAUCACUUGUACAUCGUAGCCUGCGCUGGAGCCGGAGCCACCGUGAUCGCUCUGCUGAUCUACAUGAUGGCUACCACUUAUAACUUUGCCGUUUUGAAGUUUAAGAGUCGAGAAGACUGCUGCACUAAGUUUUAAAGCUUGUUUUUUUUUUUUUUUUUUUUUUUAACAGCACUGCGCAGCGUCAGCAUCCCACACACCCAGAUACACACACACACACACACAUACAGACACACGCACACAGACAGAAAUACAGACCACAAAAUGAACUAAAAAUGCAGAAAAUAGACAGACUCUCUCCUAGAAUCAAGCUGACUUUAGACUUUGCUUUCCAGGGAGGACGCCUAAUGACACUUGUCUGUUUAGAUGACUAGUUUGUCCCACUUUCCCUGGCACUCACUUGUAGAAUACGUCACCAGAUAUACACGCCGAAGACCGCACCAGUGUUAUUUAUAUUCCUCAGUUCACAGAUAAAACGCACACAUUUAGCUGUCACUAUUCAUCCCAUACAGUCACAGUCAUUUUAAUGGUGGACUGAUAGGAGUUCAAGGUUUUUAGGUUUUACAUUUACAUAUUAGAGAUGAUUAAUUUGAGCAAAACGGAGCCUUAAAGUUGUUCUUUCUUUCUUUUUAUCAGCUCAUUCGUGAUCAUGCUGAUGAGUGUCAUGUGACCACUUGUGUCUUGUCUGUAUAGUUCAGUGAGCGCACCAUGAAAGGCUCACAUCGCAUUACAAGUCAUGCUUUUGUUGUUUCAUCAUGUAAGAGUGUUUGGGCCACACCGAAGAGCAAAAUUGCCCGCCAGACAAAGAAUAAAGUCUUAAUGUUAUGACAAAAAAAUGUUGAACUCGUACAAGAAAAAGUGCAAAUUUUCUGAGAGAAAAGCCCUAAUCUUGCAAAAGUCACACUGAAUUUUAUACAAAUGCAAAACAAAGUAUUCUCUUAUGACAAUAAAGUUAAAAUAUUCCUUCGAAAAAUGUUGGAUUUUUUUUUUUUGAAGAAAAUCGUCAUCAUAGGUGUUCAAUUUGAAUGAAGUCGCAAUUUAAUAAGCAAAAAUAGAUUUGAGAAAAAAAAUCUCGAUCCUAACAGAGAAAAUCUGAUGGGGAACAACAAAGUUGUAACCUUAUAAGAACAAAUACCAUUUUUACAAAAAAGUCCUAAAGUUGCAAUAUUAUGACAAAAAAAAACAAAAACGUGUACAGUUGUGAAAUGUAUCAUCUUACAAGAAUAGUUGAAAUAAAUCCCAUGAAAAACAAUCUAUUUUUCUAAGAAAAUCAUAAUGUUAAGUGGUCAGUUUGAAUAAAGUUGCAACUUUAUAAGCCCAAAAAAAUGUUAUUUCUUGAGGGGGAAAAAAAAAUCGCAAUCCUAACAGAAAAAAUCUGAUUUAACAAAAGCAAGCUACAUUUUUACGAAAAGUCGUAAUCUUCCCAGAUUAAAGUUCCAAUAUUACGAGAGCAGACGUGUACAUUUACAAGAAAUAAAUUGUAAAAUUGAUGCAAAAAAAAAAAAAAACAUCUUCAUAGAAAAGUCCUAUUUUUCAGGGGGAAAAAUUCUUUUACAACAAUAAACUUGUUUGAUUACAAGAAAAACUUACAAAGAAUUGUAUUUGCCGCAAAAAAAAAAACAAUUUCAAGAGAAAAAGUGAGAAAAAGUCAGAUUACUCAGAGAAAAAAGUUUUAGAAUUAAGUUUUAAUAUGAUGAGGGUAAAAAAAAAAAAAAACGGGUAAAAAAAAAAAAGUAUGUAAAAAUUUCUCAAGAAAGAAUUCGGAAUAUGAGAAAAUACUCAUCUUACAUGAGUCAUUUUUUCAGGAAAAAAGUCGAGGAAGUAAAUUAUAGUUUUCCAGGGCGAGAUUAAAAAAAAAUAAAACAAAAACAGUCACAAUCUUCCAGCAUCCUAAAAAUUCCUCUUCUUAAAAGGAAAACUGCACUUUUGGAAUUUUGCCCAUCAGCCACAAUCCUUAUGUGAAACAUGAACACGUAUUUCUUUCCCUUUUCUGUGCGUUCUCACGAGAGAAAGCGAGUUAGCGUGAGCCAGCUAACAAUGCAUGUGUUGGGAGAUACCAAUUUUGACUAUGAAGCCCUCUGGAAAAAAAAAAAACACCAAACAAGGUUUUAUUGUUUUUAUAUACAUGCUGUGAUCAAGCAUCAACAAGUACGAUGAUGAUAACGUGUAAUACUUGCAGUAUCUUUCUGUACUUCCGUCAACAACAGCGACGACACUUACACAAAAUAGGCACCUCCCAUGACGUGCAUUGUUAGCUGGCUCACACUAACUCGUUUUCUCUUGCUAGAACGCACAGAAAAGGGAACGAAAUAUGUGUUUGUGUUUCACAUAAGGAUUGUGGAUGAAAUUCCAAAAAACGUGCAGUUUUCCUUUAACACAACUAUAUGUUUAUGAACGUUAUAUCACGACUAUUCUCAUACGUUUUUCUAAAAAAAAAAAAAAUCUAUAAUUGUAUUAUUGUAA
Molecule: messenger RNA, 3216 nt
Organism: Dunckerocampus dactyliophorus (ringed pipefish)
Lineage: Eukaryota; Metazoa; Chordata; Actinopteri; Syngnathiformes; Syngnathidae
Gene: gpm6bb
Product: glycoprotein M6Bb
Exons: 7
Coding region: 154-891 (245 amino acids)
Biological process (GO): central nervous system myelination; axon development
Cellular component (GO): myelin sheath; plasma membrane
Molecular function (GO): structural constituent of myelin sheath
Source: RefSeq, a predicted model, not a curated record